Schizosaccharomyces octosporus yFS286 is the source of this 2518-nucleotide messenger RNA. RefSeq names its product galactokinase Gal1. Gene Ontology annotation, cellular component: cytoplasm; cytosol. The record is from RefSeq and is a predicted model, not a curated record. NCBI's taxonomy places the organism in Eukaryota, Fungi, Ascomycota, Schizosaccharomycetes, Schizosaccharomycetales, Schizosaccharomycetaceae. The transcript has a single exon. Gene Ontology annotation, molecular function: ATP binding; galactokinase activity. Gene Ontology annotation, biological process: carbohydrate phosphorylation; galactose metabolic process. The coding region runs from base 309 to 1877 and encodes 522 amino acids.
AUGAAAUUAUGCGACAGACUUUCUCCACUUUCCCCAAUUCUUUCAGCUAUAUGUGGAGAUUAAGUUCUCGGCUGAAUAAAGGUCUCCACCUUCGUUGCCGAUUCACAGCGAUGUCACAAUAUCGUCAGGCAAAAGGCUUUCCAAGUGCAAGAAAAUGAGCGUACUUAAGGGACAUAUAUUGGUGCUAAAAGCAGGCAAAAGAACUUAGUGUUGGUUAUACUGAGUUUUAAAGAGUAUAUAAAUAGAGUGAAAAGAACAUAUAAAGCAAAUCGAAGGAAAGAGAGUCAACGAUAAAGGAGUAAGCAUCAAUGACUACCAUACCCAUAUAUCAUGAUUUAUCUUUCUACGCUGAUGUUGAAAGCAAUAAGAAUCGUUACAAGCAUUUGCUUUCAAAAUUCAAGGAAGAAUUUUCUAUGGAUGCUAGUUUUAUGAGCCGUUCACCUGGUCGGGUGAAUAUCAUCGGAGAGCACAUCGAUUACAAUUACUUUUCUGUGCUUCCUAUGGCGAUGGAGGUGGAUGUGGUGGCUGCAGUCCGUGAAACGGAUGACAGAAAAAUGAUUUUGACAAACAUGAAUCCGGAAUUUGUGAGUAAACAAUUUGAACUACCAGAAGAUGGAUCGGUCAUCUCCAUCGACACAAAGAAUCAUAGCUGGGGAAACUAUUUUCGUUGUUCCCUAAUUGUAGCCCACAAAUUUAUUUUGGAGAAGUAUCCGAAAAUCGUUGAAGGUGGUUCUAAACCUUUAAAGGGUAUGAGAUUAACAUACGAUGGAAAUGUGCCUACGGGCGGAGGCCUGUCUUCUUCAGCUGCUUUUUGUGUAACCUCCAUUAUGGCUAUUUUAAAGGCUAAUGGAAUUGGGACCCUUAGUAAAGAAGACCUGACCAAAAUUAGCGUUGUUUCCGAGCAUUACGUUGGUGUCAAUACUGGAGGAAUGGAUCAGUGUGCUUCUAUCUAUGGAGAGAGAGAAAAGGCUUUAUUGGUUCAAUUCCGUCCAAAGCUAGUUGGAAUUCCUUUUGCAAUCCCGUCGACAAAGCCAGAGGAAAUGGUCUUUCUCGUAAGCAACACGCUUGUACAGGCAAACAAACACGAAACUGCUGCUACUAAUUACAAUUUGCGAGUUGUUGAAAUGGCUGUGGAUUCCGAGAUGUUAGCUAAAAAGUAUAAUUUGACUCUUAUGAAAGAUUCUAAUCUUAAAACUGCAGGGACACUGCGUAGCUUCAUGGAUACUUACUAUGAACAAUACUUGAAACAACCACCUUGGGAUGGCAACGACGUUGACAUUGGCAUUGAACGUACACAAGAAAUGCUCAAGAUUGUUGAGACUUUCUUCUCAGAGGAAGAAAAGGUUGGUUUUACAACAGAACAGAUGUCCAAAAAGCUGGAAAUAUCGGUGAAGCAGUUUACCGAAACAUUUUUAACAGAGAUCCCCGUUCGCUACGAUGUAAUGAGGUUAUAUCAAAGAGCAAAGCAUGUAUUUUCAGAAUUUUUGCGUGUACUAGAAACUUUGAAACUUUUCCGUGAACAUAAGCCUUCAGAAAACUCGGAGACUUUUUUGUUGGCAUUUGGAAGACUAAUGAAUGACUCACAAAGAUCAGCUAACAUCUAUAAUAAUUCUUCUAGUCCACAUUUAGAAGAGGUAUGUGCUAUUUCUGUUGCUAAUGGCGCGUAUGGUGCUCGAGCGACUGGCGCCGGUUGGGGAGGUUCAGCAGUACAUUUAACCACUGUACAACGAUUACCUAGAGUAGUUUCCGCUCUGAAAAAUCAGUAUUAUAACAAGCAUUUUCCCAAUUUAAGUCAAGAGGAUUUAGAGGCCGCCAUCGUGGUAUCCAAGCCUGCUGCAGGAAGCUGUCUGAUAGAUUUAUCCAAAUCCAUUUACUAAAUAUAAACGCCUGUAUUUUAAGCAGUAUCAUAUUUUAGAAUCAGUGACCAUUCAGGCCCCGAACUGACUUUUCUUGAAAUGCAAUUAAGAACGGAAAUCUUACAAUAUUGCUGAUAUCUCGGCCCAAAGAGCUCACCAGAUAUGUAUUUUCUUUCAAGAUCUUUAUUGUUUUAUUUUGAUAUCAAUUACCUGCAUAAUUAAUCCUUGACAAUGAAGCAUUUAGUUUUGUUCGUUCAUUUCACGGAGCUUUUUGCUAUGGCCAGUUUAGAUCCUAUCAAUUUUGGAAUUUAUUGCUGAUUUUCCUUGUGAUUUUAAAAUGACAGCCUUACUAAACGUUUUCGAUCUUCUACGUUUCGAGUCAUCAUUCUUAUUUUUUUAAGCGAUUGGUGUACAAGUUUAGUUUCAUGCCCAGCAUAAACAGUGUGUUUAAAGAGUAUUUUGGAUUUAGAUAAUGUCCGACGAAUUUGUCAAUGUGUAUAUUUGCUACAAAUUUAAUGUUAAAUAUAAGGAUUUGUAUAACGGAAACAUUUACAGAAUUAGUCUUCAUGAGUUAGUAAAUAUUCUAAUAGCAAUAAAAUCUGCAUGACAAUAGAGGAAAUCAGUUGUUUUGUGCGAAAUCUACAAUGAAAUGAUUGAGGCUA